This is a messenger RNA of Huiozyma naganishii CBS 8797, 582 nucleotides long. RefSeq lists its product as uncharacterized. Lineage: Eukaryota; Fungi; Ascomycota; Saccharomycetes; Saccharomycetales; Saccharomycetaceae. The transcript has a single exon. The coding region runs from base 1 to 582 and encodes 193 amino acids. The record is from RefSeq and is a predicted model, not a curated record.
AUGGGACUUCUCAACCCAUUAGAACCUUCGGCACGCAACACGUUCGGCACAACGUUUAGCAAGAGUCAUGAGGUGGACAAAAUAGAAAAUUACCCACGAGCAGCCCAAGGAAUCCUUGAGGACGUUCGCCGUAGGGUGUCACAAGAGCAAGACAGAGUCUCGCUCAAGAAAAACCAAGCGCUGCGGCCUAGUAACUUCAAAGUGGGUCAAAUGGUGUUAAUCAAAAAGGACGCUUACAUGAAACCGAAACCGGGACAGAAAUUCCAUUUCUUGUGGUAUGGACCAUAUGCGAUCUUGGAAGUCAUCAAUCCGAACUCGUACCGAGUGGAGACUGGGACGGACACGCUUCGUCACUGUGUGCUCAAUGCGCGGGAUUUGAAACCUUUCUCGAAGCGGGAGAAUGAUUACGGACGUAUCCCACCUUUGACUCGCGAAGCUCAGUUGGCCAACUUCAGUUGGCCAACCUCAACCAAAUUGUUGGUUUGGGAAAUCUGGAUAUGCGCCCAGAGAAAGCCCGGGUUGAAACUAUCUGAAAGGAUGCAGAAUUGUGGGAUACGAUAUGACUACCGUAUGUUUAUUUGA